Salvia hispanica is the source of this 1125-nucleotide messenger RNA. The record is from RefSeq and is a predicted model, not a curated record. NCBI's taxonomy places the organism in Eukaryota, Viridiplantae, Streptophyta, Magnoliopsida, Lamiales, Lamiaceae.
AUGUGGUGUAACGGCGAGGCAGUGGAGCAUGUCUUGGUGAGAUGGUCCGAUGGGUCGGAGUCCCCGUCUUGGGAACCUCGUUCGGAGGUGCAAAAACGUUUCCCUGACAUCCCCCUUGAGGGCAAGGAGGUUUCUAAGGAGGGGGGAGUUGUUACGAACGCACCAACGCCCGAUUCUCCGGCGGAGGUUCUUGAUGACAGCCAUGUAGAUACAGUGGUGUCAACCGAGUCCACGGGAGAAGCAGCGGAGCAGCAGAAGGAAGAGUUGAGCAAGGCAGCGAUGGAGACGGCUCCGACGAGAAGGCAGCUCCGACCUCGGGAGAGUCUAAAGCAGCCUGAGCGCCUUCGUGAGAAUCGUUAUCUUAACAAACUGGUGCUUUUCAUCUGGAACUCCUGGACUCGUGUGGAAGAGCAGACCGACUCACACCAGCAGCAGCAGUUGCCUCCAGGGUUCGAGUUCUACCCCACAGAUGCAGAGCUGGUGGUCUAUGCCAUGAAGAGAGCCAUCAGGAAUUUCAGAAGUGAUUUAGUGCUGGGAGAAGGUGGUUUUGGCAGCGUUUACAAGAGGUUUAUGAAUUGUGAAAGUGACCAAUGCUUUCGUGAAUGGCAGUCAGAAGUGAACUUCUUUGGAAGAGUGGUGAAACAGUUGGGCCACUGCCAUGAGACUCAGCAGCUACUCUUCGGACGGCUUUCUCAUUUGGAUCUGUUGAAGUUAUUUGGAUACAGAUGGGAUGAUAACGAUCUGCUUCUUGUGUAUGAAUUCAAGAAAAAAGGAAGCUUCGAAAACCAUCCUUUUAAAAGUUAUGGUCACCCACUGCUGGGACAUUCAUCGAUGAAAAUGUUGAUCGGAGCAUCUCGUGGGCUUCAAAACUUACACAGUUCAGACAUAAAAGUUAUAGACAGGGACUUCAAAUCUUCAAACAUACUGCUGGACAAAAUAUCAGAUUUUGGCCUUGCAACAACGGGUCCAUUCGCUGAUAAAACCCCUGUGUCAGCACGGAUUAUGGGAACAUUUGGAUGCAUGGCACCAGAAUAUAUCAUGACAGGUCAUGUAAACGUGAAGAGCGAUGUAUAUGGAUUUGGCGUGUUGUUACUAGAAGUUAUUCUUAUAAGUUUGCUCAUAUGA